CUCACCAAUACAUAAACAGACAGUAAAGAGCAUACUCUUGCAUGUAUACAAAAUUUUGUCAAGUUUUUAAAUAUAAUUUUAUAUCGUUAUUAAGUAUCAGAAUUGUCUAUAAAUAUCGGGAAUAGCUCGAUAGAAUCAAGUAUAACAUAGUGCAAGUGAUGACUUCAGAAAAAAACGCUAUAAUUAACAAACAGACAAGUGACUUAAUUAUAUUUCAAGAUCAGAUCCAGAAAAUUAAAAGAUCCAGUAUGUCAGAAAUAGAUGAAUCGUUACCAAAAAAGAUAAAAUUAGAAAAGACAUUUACUGAUCCGCUUGUCGAAGAGUGUAUGAUAGAUGAAAGCAGCACAAGUGACAUCAAAAGAUACAUUCGAGAGCAAGUGAAAAUAUCAGAGCGGAAAAUUCUACUAAAAAUGGACAGGAUAGAACGUAAAUUGAAUCAACUGUUGGCAUUAAAUGGAAGUAAUGUCGAUUCCGAUAGUGACGAGAAACCAGAUAUAAGCGGAGAUAUAAUAGAGGAAUAUGUAAAUUAUGAGCUAGAGGAAAAUGACGAGUUGGAACAAGGACAUGGACAAAUUGAUGAAUUUAGUAGCUUAAUAUUUCCAAUUGCUGAUGAAGGAACGUUUGAUUGGUUUAUGCUGAAAUUAAAAGAUGAAGAAUAUAGAAGCAUUUUGGUCAAUAAAAGAUGGACAUUAACAAGAAAUGUAGGCACGAGAAGCUUCAAUGUUUCAGUUAAAGACUUUUUGAGAAUGCAUUUCGACCUGUCUGUAUGCAUCAAAUAUUCAGUAUCAGGCUUUGGAAGUCGAGGGUCAAAAAAGAAGAAAGUAGACUCAAAAACACUCACAUUCUAUGUCUAUGAAUGCUUUAAUAAAAGUCAGCCCAAUAUUUACACCAUGGAUGAUGUUACAAAGGCAAUAACACAAUUCUGGGGACGAAGUCAAGAUACUUAUACGAAAAUGCAUGAUCGAGCUUUAAAACGAGAGCUAAUUAAUAAUUAAAUAAAAGAUAAAUCAUAUUCUAUAUAAGU
Chironomus riparius is the source of this 1024-nucleotide messenger RNA. The record is from the annotation of a GenBank genome assembly. Lineage: Eukaryota; Metazoa; Arthropoda; Insecta; Diptera; Chironomidae.